CGCCCUCUCUCUUCUCCCAGCUCCUCCGGGAGGAGGAGGGACGGUACAAGCGAGGGGGCUCCCACCCCUCAGCACUCGACUUGGGGUUCCAAGCCGUCGCCACAGUCUCCAGGCUAUCACCUCAUCCCCGCCAAGGGUCCCAGCCAUGGGACCCAGUUCCAGCUCCGGCUUCUACGUGAGCCGCGCGGUAGCCCUGUUGCUGGCGGGGCUGGCAGCCGCGCUCCUGCUGGCAUUGGCUGUGCUCUCAGCCCUGUACGGCCACUGCGCUCGUGUCGCGCCGUCGGAACUUCGCAACUGCGGCGUCCGGGACGCCGAGCCCUCAAGGUCGAGCGAGCAGGGGGGGUCGCCGCCUGCCCGGAAGCCCGGCCCCACUCGUGAGCCAGCGGUGGCGGUCACGCCGGACAAGUGGCUACCCCCGGGGCCCUGGGACCAGCUGCGCUUGCCGUCCUGGCUCGUGCCACUGCACUAUGAGCUGGAGCUGUGGCCCCGGCUGAGGCCGGACGAGCUCUCGCCUCCAGAGCUGCGCUUCACUGGCCACGUGAACAUCACUCUACGCUGCACGGUGGCUACCGCCCUGCUGCUACUGCACAGCCUCUACCUGGACUGUGAUAGGGCCGAGGUGCGGGGUCCUCUAUCCCCGGGCACUGCAGACGCCACCGUUGGCCACUUGCCGGUGAACAACGUGUGGUUCGCAUUGGACAUGCAAUACCUGGUGCUGGAACUCCGUGAGGCCCUGCAGCCCGGGAGCCUCUAUGAGCUGCAGCUGAGCUUUUCGGGCCUGGCAUACCAGAACACGAGGGAGGGACUCUUCCUCAACGUCUACACGGACCAGGGUGAGCGCAGGGCCCUGUUAGCAUCUCAGAUGGAACCAACAUUUGCCAGGAAUGUUUUCCCUUGUUUUGAUGAGCCAGCUCUGAAGGCAACUUUUAAUAUUACAAUUAUUCAUCAUCCAAGAUAUGUGGCUCUUUCCAACAUGCCAAAGCUAGGCCAGUCUGAAAAAGAAGAUGUGAAUGGAAACAAAUGGACUGUUACCACCUUUUACACCACACCCCGCAUGCCUACUUACUUAGCUGCAUUUGUUAUAUGUGACUAUGAGCAUGUCAACAGAACUGAAAGGGGCAAGGAGAUACGCAUCUGGGCCCGGAAAGAUGCCAUUGCUAAUGGAAAUGCAGACUUUGCUUUGAACAUCACAGGUCCCAUCUUCUCUUUCCUGGAAGACUUAUUUAAUAUUAGUUAUCCUCUUCCAAAAACAGAUAUAAUUGCCUUGCCUACUUUUGACAACCGUGCCAUGGAAAACUGGGGACUAUUGAUAUUUGAUGAGUCAUUAUUGUUGCUGCAACCAGAUGAUCGACUGACAGAAAAGGAGACGGUGAUCUCCCACAUUGUCUCCCACGAGAUCGGACAUCAGUGGUUUGGAAACUUGGUCACCAUGUGUUGGUGGAACAAUAUCUGGCUCAAUGAAGGUUUUGCAUCUUAUUUUGAGCUCGGAGUAAUUAACUACUUCAAUCCUAAACUCCCCGGAAAUGAGGUAUUUUUUUCUAACAUUUUACAUGAUGUUCUCAGAGAAGAUCAUGCCCUGGCAUUUAGAGCCGUCUCCAUGAAGGUGGACAAUUUCACAGAAACAAAUGAAAUAAAUGAGCUCUUUGAUUCAUUUACUUAUAAUAAGGGAGCAUCGAUGGCCCGGAUGCUUUCUAGUUUCCUGAAUGAGAGUGUAUUUAUUAGUGCACUUAAGUCAUAUUUGGAUACAUUUUCUUACUCAAAUGCCGAGCAAGAUGAUCUGUGGAGGCAUUUUCAAAUGGCCAUAGAUGACCAGAGUAAAAUUGUUUUGCCAGCAACAGUAAAAAGCAUAAUGGACAGUUGGACACACCAGAGUGGUUUUCCAGUUAUCACCUUAAAUGUAUCCACUGGCGUCAUGAAACAGGAGCCAUUUUUUCUUGGAAAAGUUAAAAAUCAGACUCUUCUAACCCACAAUAACACAUGGAUUGUACCUAUUCUUUGGAUGAAAAAUGGAACUACACAGUCUUUAGUUUGGCUAGACAAAAGCAGCAGAUUAUUCCCUGAAAUGCAAGUUUCAGAUUCUGACCAUGACUGGGUGAUUUUAAAUGUGAAUAUGACUGGAUAUUAUAGAGUUAACUAUGAUAAAUUAGGUUGGAAGAAAUUAAAUCAACAGCUUGAAAAAGAUCCUAAGGCUAUUCCUGUUAUUCACAGACUACAGUUGAUUGAUGAUGCCUUUUCCUUGUCUAAAAACAAUUAUAUUGAGAUUGAAACAGCACUUGAUUUAACCAAGUACCUUGCUGAAGAAGAUGAAAUAAUUGUAUGGCAUGCAGUCUUGGUGAACCUGCUACCCAGGAAUUUUGUUGCUGAUGUGAACAACUAUGAUAUAUACCCAUUAUUGAAGAAGUAUCUAUUAAAGAGAUUUAUCUCAAUAUGGAAUAUUUAUUCAACUAUAAUUCGUGAAAAUGUGGCAGCAUUGCAAGAUGACUAUUUAGCUCUAAUAUCACUGGAAAACUUCUUUGGAGCUGUAUGUUUCUUGGGCCUUGAAGACUGUCUUCAGCUGUCAAGAGAACUCUUCAAAAGCUGGAUGAACCACCCAGAGAAUGAAAUACCUUAUCCAAUUAAAACCGUGAUUUUAUGUUAUGGCAUUGCCUUGGGAAGUGAUAAAGAAUGGGACUUUUUGUUAAGUAUCUACACCAAUAACACAAAAGAAGAAGAAAGGAUUCAACUUAUUUAUGCAAUGAGCUGCAGUAAAGACCCAUGGAUACUUAACAGAUUUAUGGAAUAUGCUAUCUCUACAUCUCCAUUCAAUUUUAAUGACACAAAUAUAAUUGAAGUUGUGGCAGCAUCUGAAGUUGGCCGGUAUGUCGCAAAAGACUUUUUAGUCAACAAUUGGCAAGCUGUGAGUGAAAGUCUUUAUUUACUUUUAAAGCUACAACACCACUUUGGGCAGGUAUGGAACUCAGUCAUUGGUUACACUAAUGUAUAUAAUAGGGAGAACCAUAAGUACAGAUUUACAGAUCAUGGAGCUGCAGCAGUUUUUCAGUCCCAUGUUGGAGGAGCACCAGAAGCUCACAAUUCAUGCCAAAUUACAGACAAUAAAGAACGAAAAUCUGAAAAACAAAAACCAAAGUGCCAAGAUAGCUGCAUGGCUACGAAAAAACACAUAAUUUAGUGGCCACUUUUGGCAUUCCUCUUGCAUAUUAUAAGGUAGUUUGUUGACAGUUUUGUCUUCCAGCACUGUGUGAGACUAGAAAGCCACAUGUUUUGUUGUUUGUAUUGCAGUUACAUUUACGGCUCAGAGUCCUGUUCCUUGUCAUGCUGGCUCUGAGGCUCAGUGAUUGCUGAGGGUUUUGCCAGCACUGCUGUAUUUCUGUGGAAGAUUUCACUUCAAGUUGGGCUGUUAAACCACAGAAUUUACUUUAAAUAACUUGUAAAAAUUUUACCUUAGAAAGUCUUGUCUUGCUUAUUCUGUCGUGAAGGCCAGUGGAAUAGUAAAUCAUGGGCUAAAUGAGCACAUUCUUUUUUGAGGGAAGUACUGAUCUGCAAUACUCUAGAGUUUAUUUAGUUCAGUAUUUAAAAUAAUAAUGAGAAAAUAACACACCGGUGUGAAGAAACAGAAACCAAAAGAAUAAUAUUCCCAAAGAAAGGCCGAAGAAGAGCAAGUUUUAAAAAGAAGGAACCCGACAAUUUUAUCAGCCAUGUGAAGUGCCCUGAAGGCAAGAAGUGUGUCUGCUGCCCCUUUCUCUCUCCCCAGGGUGCAUAAGGUUUUGUGCCACACUUUACUGGCUACUGAAUUUAUGAUGUCACAAAAAGACCCAGGAGUGCAAGGUCCAUGAAAUGCCUUCAGGCUUGCUGUUGUUGGAAGCCAGACUGGAGAGGAGGGCUCUGCUCUGCCUUGCAGCUCUUGACGCUUCGCCUGUGGGAAUGGACACUCUUUUAGCCAAAGUUGAUGAGUAAAAAUAAUGAUGUCAACAGACAAGAGCAAUUAUGGGCUAAUGUUCAGCAUAAAGGAGAUGGUCAAAUAAAGAAAACUGGAAGUAAAAGGCAUAAUCUUUUCAGCUUUGCACUCGGGAUCAAGUUUGAAAUGUGGUUGCAUUUGGCCAAAUUGAACUUACUUGUAGUUCGGAUAACUUUAAACAUUUUCAUCAGUCACACUUAAUCUUCUCACAUCUGAAACAAUCAGGACAGCUGAGGCAAAUCAUUCUACUCUAGAGUUUGUGUAUAUAUAAUUUAAUUCUUUGUUCUCAGUUAGAUUUGUUUUUGUAGAAUGGGGAUUUUUGUAGAACAGAUCUCCUAUCUACCUCAGAGUGAUAAUAUAAAGACUAAGAAAUACAUCAAUUAAAGGCCUUUAAAUAUGUUAUAUGAGCUCAAGACAAUGGGAUCUAAGGUCCGCCCCCCAUUUCUUAUAUAAUUUAAGGAACCACAAAUUAAAAUGCACUGCAAAAUUUACUUGCAUAUCCACUUCACAAGAAGAUACUCCCUGAGUGGGCAUGGCCGUCUGUGAGACUUGGCCCUGAGGACAAGCCAAAGUGCAGUCUACUCAGAUUUGACUGUGGGGCACAGGUCAGAAAGGUUUUCCCUUUAAAUUUAGAAAUUUAAAAUUUAAGCAAUCAAAUAUCCCCUUGUCUUCAAAUUGCUGUGCAUGAGAUAUCUUCCUAUGUUUUCUUAAACAUUCUUUCUAUAUUUCCUGUAUUUCCUCCAAUCAUCAAUCUCAUCUUUUGAUAACCUUGUCACAUGUCCUUUCAAAUGCUUUUCUUUCUCCUCUUCCUCUCCUUCACUUCCACCUCCUCCCUUUCUCCUUUGGGCUCCUCUGUCUUCCUUCUCUGUUUCCAGUGACCUCUGCCUGGUGUGCAUGUCCUCUGUCCUUGGUCUUCCCACCCUACCAUGUUCUCAUUCCCCCAAGGGCAGUUGGAAGCUAACACUUGGGGCCCCACCAGGCUCUGAUGCCUGCUGUUGGGUGAUGCCAACCACUGCCUGAACCUCCUGAGAAGUACAUACAUUGGCAGGGUUCCCUGGACCAUCAUUUGAAAAUUAAAGCCCUGUUCUAUCCUAGUUCUGUAGUAAUUAAAACAGUGCUGAAAGUGUUUAUCCAAAAUCAAAUGCUCAAAUAUUUGGUUAAUAGUCCUUCCUCUAAAUAUGAAAAGGAUUUUUGAAUAAUGCACAUUUUUUUCUGACUUGGACAAAGCCAGUUACUCCAGACAAGAAUCACAUUUAUUAUAUUGUACCUUAUACUUAAUAUAAAAGGAAGUAAUUACUGAUUGAUUACUGUGAUAGUAGUAAAUUAGAGAGUGAUACUGAGGCAGAUUUAUCUAAAUGGUGUAAAUACUUUAUUCACUAAUAAGCCAGCUUAUUAUUAGCACCCCAACUAUAAAACAAUUUCUCUUUAUACUGUUCAUUCUAAGAAAAGUUAACAAGAUGUAUGAUGUACUCAUGAUUUUUUUUCAAUUUGGUCAUUAGAAAUUAAAG
Molecule: messenger RNA, 5463 nt
Organism: Phyllostomus hastatus (greater spear-nosed bat)
Lineage: Eukaryota; Metazoa; Chordata; Mammalia; Chiroptera; Phyllostomidae
Gene: LVRN
Product: laeverin
Exons: 21
Coding region: 146-3169 (1007 amino acids)
Biological process (GO): proteolysis; peptide catabolic process
Cellular component (GO): cytoplasm
Molecular function (GO): metalloaminopeptidase activity; zinc ion binding; peptide binding
Source: RefSeq, a predicted model, not a curated record